Ochotona curzoniae (black-lipped pika) is the source of this 3705-nucleotide messenger RNA. It is a transcript of the gene SMC1B, whose product is annotated as structural maintenance of chromosomes 1B. Gene Ontology annotation, cellular component: cohesin complex; chromosome; nucleus. The coding region runs from base 1 to 3705 and encodes 1234 amino acids. NCBI's taxonomy places the organism in Eukaryota, Metazoa, Chordata, Mammalia, Lagomorpha, Ochotonidae. Gene Ontology annotation, molecular function: protein binding; ATP hydrolysis activity; ATP binding. Gene Ontology annotation, biological process: sister chromatid cohesion. The record is from RefSeq and is a predicted model, not a curated record. The transcript is spliced from 25 exons.
AUGGGCCACCUGGAGCUGCUGCUCGUGGAGAACUUCAAGUCGUGGCGGGGCCGCCAGCUCAUCGGCCCCUUCAAGAGGUUCACCUGCGUCAUCGGCCCCAACGGCUCUGGAAAGUCUAAUGUGAUGGAUGCACUCAGUUUUGUAAUGGGAGAGAAGACGGCUAAUUUAAGAGUGAAGAAUAUUCAGGAACUUAUUCACGGAGCGCAUAUCGGAAGGCCCGUUUCUUCUUCAGCCAGUGUGAAAAUUGUGUAUGUGGAGGCAGGUGGGGAAGAGAAGACGUUUGCGAGGAUUAUUCGAGGGGGAUGUUCAGAGUUCCGUUUCAAUGAUAGUCCCGUGAGUCGCUCUGCUUACUUGGCGGAGUUGGAAAAGAUUGGCAUUGUGGUCAAGGCACAAAAUUGUCUUGUUUUUCAGGGAACUGUAGAGUCAAUUUCAAUGAAAAAACCCAAAGAACGAACUCAUUUUUUUGAGGAAAUCAGCACUUCAGGGGAGCUGAUCGGGGAAUAUGAGGAAAAGAAAAGAAAGUUGCAAAAAGCUGAAGAGGAUGCACAGUUUAAUUUUAAUAAGAAAAAAAAUGUAGCUGCUGAGCGCAAACAUGCAAAGCUGGAGAAAGAAGAGGCGGAGCGCUACCAAAGUCUCCUUGAAGAACUGAGAUUAAAUAAGACGCAGCUGCAGCUCUCUCGGCUGUACCACAACGAGAGGAAGGCGCACUUUCUGACCGUCGAGUUAGAACACGUGAGUAGGGAUCUGAGCGCCACCAAAGAGUCCCUCUCUCGUCACGAGGACAUGGUCAAAGCCAAGAAAAAGGAGCACGGAGCACUGACCAGACAACUACAGCAAACAGAAAAAGAGUUAAAAGCUCUUGAAGCACUUCUGAAUCAGAAGAGGCCUCAAUACAUCAAAGCCAAAGAGAACACUUCUCACCACCUCCAGAAGCUGGACAUGGCCAGGAAGUGCAUCAAGGACAGCGAGAAGCAGCGUUCCAAGCAGGAGGACGACAUACGCGCCCUGGAGGCACAGCUGGCGGACUUGGAUGGCGCCUGGAGAAGCUUCGAGAAACAGAUUGAGGAGGAAAUCUUACGCAAAGGGCGAGACAUUGAACUGGAAGCCAGUCAGCUGGAGCAUUAUAAGGAACUUAAGGAACAAGUAAGGAAGAAAGUAGCUAUAAUGACUCAGCAGCUGGAGAAACUGCAGUGGGCGCAGCGGGCGGAGGAGGAGCGGCUGGCGUUCGAGAAGAGGCGGCACGGGGAGGUUCAGGGGAAUCUAAAACAAAUAAAAGAACAAAUAGAAGAUCAUAAAAAACGAGUGGAGAAGUUGGAGGAGUACACAAAGGCAUGCAGUAACUGCCUGGAAGAUAAAAAACAACAGGAAGAAACUCUGUCUGAUGACAUCGCAAAAACCAAGUCCAGGAUGUCCGAAGUGAAUGAAGAACUGAACCUCAUCAGAGAGGAAUUGCAGGACGCUGGGAUCGAUAACCACGAGGGGAAGCGUCAGCGGAGGAGAGCGGAAGUUCUGGAACACCUUAAGAGGCUCUACCCAGAUUCCGUGUUUGGAAGACUGCUCGACCUGUGUCAUCCUAUUCAUAAGAAGUACCAGCUUGCUGUUACUAAGCUUUUUGGCCGGUACAUGGUGGCCAUUGUUGUCACCUCUGAGAAGGUAGCAAAAGAUUGUAUUCGAUUUCUGAAAGAGGAACGAGCUGAGCCCGAAACGUUCCUUGCUCUGGAUUACCUUGAUAUCAAGCCAAUCAAUGAGAGAUUAAGAGAGAUUAAAGGCUGUAAAAUGGUGAUUGAUGUCAUAAAGACCCAGUUUCCUCAGCUGAAGAAAGUGAUCCAGUUUGUGUGUGGGAACGGCCUCGUGUGCGAGACGGUGGAGGAGGCCCGGCACGUCGCCUUCGGUGGGCCUGAAAGACGAAAAACUGUCGCUCUUGAUGGAACACUGUUUUUAAAAUCUGGGGUGAUCUCCGGAGGAUCAAGUGACUUGCGACAUAAGUCCAGAUACUGGGAUGAGAAGGAGCUAAAGACUCUGAGAGACAAAAGAGGACUGCUUGUGCAGGAGCUGAAGGAUUUGAUGAAGACACUCCGCAAGGAAACUGAUUUGAAACAAAUACAAACUCUAAUACAAGGAACUCAAGUGCGACUAAAAUACUCCCAGACUGAAUUGGAGAUGAUUAAAAAGAAGCAUCUUGCCGCCUUUUACCGGGAUCAGUCUCAGCUGCAGAGUGAACUUCUCAAUAUCGAGUCUCAGUGCACUAUGUUGAACCAAGGCAUCCAAGAGCAGCAACGGAGAGUCGAAGAAUUCCGAGCUAACAUAAAUAAGGUGGAAGAUGAUAUUUUCCUGCACUUCUGUGAAGAAAUUGGAGUAGAAAAUAUUCGUGAAUUUGAGAACAAACAUGUUAAACAGCAACAAGAAAUUGAUCAAAAAAGGUUAGAAUUUGAAAAACAAAAAACUCGACUUAAUGUUCAACUUGAAUAUAAUCGCAAUCAGCUUAAGAAGAAACUGGCUAAGAUCAGUACAUUAAAAGAAACUCUCCAGAAAGAUAUGGAGGACAUUGGCAACCUGACAAAGGCUGAAGAGAACUGCCUUCAGAUGGUGAAUGAACUGACGGAGAAGCGGCAGCAGCUGAAGGACGUGUGUGACACUCAGAGCGCCAGUGCGGAGAAAGUUCAGAUGCAGAUUGAAGAGGGACGCAGCAAGUUUUUGGCUGUUGAUAAGGAAGUGGGGAAGCUGCAGAAGAAAGCUGUGAUCAUCCAGAGUUCUCUGGAGCAGAAACGGCUGGAGAAGCACAACGUGCUGCUGGACUGCAAAGUCCAGGACAUCGACAUUGUCCUGCUGCUGGGCUCGCUGGAUGACAUCAUUGACGUGGAGCUGGGCACCGACACUGAGAGUACCCAGGCAACGACUGACAUCUACGAGAAAGAGGAAGCCAUCGAGAUAGACUACAGCUCCCUGCGGGCGGACCUGAAGGCCCUGCAGUCCGAUGAAGAGGUCGAGGCCCACCUCAGGCUCCUGCUGCAGCAGGUGGCGUCCCAGGAGGACGUCCUGUUGAAGACGGCUGCCCCCAACCUGCGAGCCCUGGAGAACCUCAAGACCGUCCGCGACAAAUUCCAGGAGUCCACGGAUGCUUUUGAGGCCAGCAGAAGGGAGGCGCGCAUGUGCAGGCAGGAGUUUGAGCAAGUGAAGAAGAGGCGGUGCGACCUCUUCAGCCAGUGCUUCGAGCACGUCUCCGUCUCCAUCGACCAGAUCUACAAGAAGCUCUGCAGGAACGCCAGUGCGCAGGCAUUUCUUAGUCCAGAGAACCCUGAAGAACCCUACUUGGAAGGAAUUAGCUACAACUGCGUGGCCCCAGGCAAACGCUUCAUGCCCAUGGACAAUCUGUCGGGGGGAGAAAAGUGUGUGGCAGCCCUGGCUCUCCUCUUUGCAGUUCACAGUUUCCGGCCUGCUCCGUUCUUUGUCUUAGAUGAAGUGGAUGCAGCCCUGGACAAUACCAACAUCGGCAAAGUGGCCAGCUACAUCAAGCAGCAGACACAGGAGCAGUCCCAGAUGAUCAUCAUCUCCCUCAAGGAGGAGCUCUACUCCAAGGCCGACGCCCUGAUCGGCAUCUACCCGGAGCACGAUGACUGCAUGUUCAGCCGCAUUUUGACCCUCGAUCUUUCGCAGUACCCCGACACGGAGGGCCAGGAGGGCAGCAGACACGACGAGUCCCGCUAG